Acanthamoeba castellanii str. Neff is the source of this 3309-nucleotide messenger RNA. RefSeq lists its product as uncharacterized. The annotation marks the transcript as partial. The record is from RefSeq and is a predicted model, not a curated record. The transcript is spliced from 25 exons. NCBI's taxonomy places the organism in Eukaryota, Discosea, Longamoebia, Acanthamoebidae.
AUGAAUUUGUAUCCAGAGGAGCUGCGUGAGCCUCCCGUGCCGGUGGUGGCCUUCAUCGGUGGCACCAAGCUGCACCAGAGCAUCUUCAGGAACCUCUCCGUGGUUACGCUGCCAGAUGGAACCAAGCGCCCCCAAUUCUUCCCGUUGAGCAUGGCUCGCUCCGAUUCUCUGCCCCAAUCCUCGGCUGCCGCCAUGGCCUCAUUAGCGCCAUCUUCGUCACGCAAGCGAGUGCUCUCGUCGCUCAAGAAGCGCGGUGCAGGUGCAGCGGCAUCGAUGAAUGGACCAUCAUCCCUUGCUGGCACCUCGCCAACGCUCGAGAGCGAGAUGAACAUGCCACCACAGGGCGUGCUCAAGGCCAAUUGGAUGUACAAGCACACGCGAGUCGUGCCGGCCGUGGCCGUUCUCCUCUUCCCCGAGUGGGCCAAGGACCACAAGUGGAAGGCCAAGGAAGCCGAGUUUCACACCAUGCUCGACUCCAUCAAAGGUGAGCUUCGCGCCCGCAACAUCCGCACGCUGGUCGUGCUCGUGCAGAAGAGUCCUCCUCCCGACAGUUCGCACGAGGAGCGGCUCUCCAAUUUUCGCAAGAGGGCGGAAGUGGACUCCAAGCGCAUCAUCUACUUCUAUGAGAGCGACAUCUCUGGAUCCGUGGGCAGGUUGGAGAAGCAGAUGAUGGAGCAAGCGCUGGCCUUCUACAAGGACGUGGCUCAGCGAUUGAAGAAGGAAAAGGAAAGGCUCAACAAAAACGUCAUUGGGCACAAGGACUACUACGUGCGAUACUGCUUCAAGGUCGCCUUCUACACAGAGUUCUCCAAGGACACGCGCAUCUCCAUCAAGUACGGCAUCAUGAUGCGCCACUCGAGAGUGUCCGUCGCUCAUGAUCUCAGGCACUAUCUGGAUGGCUAUAUCAACUUGGCCAACUUCGCCGUGGAGCGACAACGCGUCAUGGAGAUCAAGACCGUGGCAGAGUACAUACAUUUCAAGUUGUGCAAGCUGUAUUUUAGCACCAACAGCAUCAACGAUGCGGUGGCGCAACUUGAGAGACACAUCAAAACCUUCCGCCGCGUGUUGGGCAUGGCCGAAAAGGAGUUCGAGCAUUGGGCGUGGUUGUCCCGGCAGUACGAAGUCUUUGCGCAGUUGCUCGAGCAGCAUCCGCAGACGAUAGAUGCAGAAAACAAGAAGUGCUUCCCUGGCUACUACUACCACGUGGCCGCCAUCUAUGCCAAUAAGCGAAAAGCCAUCGCGAAGCGGCUAUGCGAGCCUGUACGUGGCUCGCCGAUCCUUGAUCGGUACAAGGACAUCGACCAAAAGCCGCUGGCUUCCAUCGACAGGAGCAAGCAGGUGUUUGUCGGGCAGCCACCAGCUCCGUUCCAGGACCACCCGCUGGAGGCAGCGGGCGAACCGAUGGUGCCGGAUGAGAUGGAGGAUUUGUACAUAGCCGUCGCAGCCGAACUCAAGGUCAACCACACCGAUUUUGUCAUUUCUCUACUCCAAAAGGCGCGAAGCUAUUACACGAAAACCAAAGCGAGUCGAAUGCUUCUGCAAAUCGACGCGCUGCUUGCCCAGCAGUUCGUCGAUGCCGCCAGAUACGCCGACGCCGAACCGCUCUUCCAAGCUCUGGUCCAGCACUACCAGGAGGAGGGAUGGUGGCCCCUUCUGAAUGACGUACUCGAGAGCGCAUUGGUCUGCGAGCAAGACCUCGCCAACGCCCCGGGCUACUUCACCUACGCUCUGCAGCUGCUGCCGGCAGAGAUGACCGGGUCGCUCAAACGCAAGCAACAGAUCCAGGCCAACAUUGUUGCGGCCUUGGCGAGCGAGGUGCUCGUGAACGAGGAGAUGCACCUGGACGUGUACGUCCGCUCCAGCUUCCCUUCGCCCAUUCGCUUCGACGCUCUUCAGCUGCAAUUCAGCGACACCAGCUACAACGUAUCCAAGGAGUCGAGCGACGAGGACGAGCUGCUGUUCCAGCCGGGCGUAGAGCGGCACUUCACCUUUACGCUAAACGCUCGGGAGUCGCCACAGCAGCUUCAGAUCACCGAAGUGCUGCUCGAGCUCGGGCAUGCUCCGAAUUCUGUUGUCUUCUGUUGGGACGCGCAACAGCCCAGCCAGCUUAAACCGCACGCGCAGGCCGAGGGCUCUGUUGAGGUACUGGGGAGUAGCUCAUCGAAGCCCGAUGGCGCCAGCGCCAGCGCCAGCCAAGUCAUCUCAAUCAAAGAGUUGCCGGCCAAGAUCGCCUUGAAUGUGGUGCACGAACCACCAGCGCUGGUUAACGAGUACUACAAGCUCGAACUCAACCUGCAGAACACUGAGGACGAACCAGCAUCGGGCUCAAUGCGUUUGCACAUCGGCAACUCGGCCAAUAAGGAAGAGCCACAGUUCUUCGCAGCCAGAAACGACCGAACGCCGGUGGGCGAGAUAGUCUUCAGGGACCUGGCACCGGGUGCCUCUACGCGGCACAUCGUCUACGUGUACUUCCCCACAGCCGGACAGAAGAACACUGUCAUCACGGUUUCAUAUGAAACGGCAACAAGGGGCAGCACUGUGUUCGCGACUCAGCUGUCGAUCGUCAUCCAGCGACCGUUCAACGUGCACUUCGAAUUCUACACGCGGGACAUGAAGCAGAUCCUCCCCUCUUCAACUUCCCAGGCCGCUCCAUUCCACCAGCAGCAACCAUCGCACCCGCAGGCGUCGCCGACGAUCCAGCUCCCCGGACAGCCGCCGGCUUUCUCCGCUUCGGCAGCGGCGGCGUCGAGCGGCAUCGGCGCCCCGCCCUCGCAGUCGGCCGACCUGUCGUCGCUCCUCGCCUCCCAAAACCUGUCGGCGUCAACGUUCCUGUCGGCACCGCUCUCGCACCCCGCCGGCGCGAGCGCGAUUUCGCCAUCAAUGCUGCUGCAGCCGCCCGCCAUCUCUCUCGCCUCCUCGGCCGAGCUCACCUCCACCAUCCUAGUCGAGGAAAUGGCCACCGACGAGGACGGAGUGGUUGUGCCUCCUCCCGCGGUUCCGCUGACGGUCGACGAGCCCUUCUGGUUGAUGGUGGAGAUGACCUCGACUCCUCCCUAUCCUCUCUCGAUCGAGCACACCAACCUCGCGAUGGUAAACACCACCAAAGAGAACGGACCAGUGGCGACCUGCACGUCGACCCCCUUCAAGCCGACGGUCAUGGAAUCGGGGCAACGGUACAGCCUGUGGUACUCGAUCACAGCGUCGGUCGUGGGCGACAGCGUCAACCUGGCCACCUUCUCCCUCCGAUGGAAAAGAAAGCUGCGUGCAGGUGAGCCCGAGCCGGACGAGGAGGAGGUAGCAUCCUCGGUG